Messenger RNA from Desarmillaria tabescens, 1542 nucleotides. RefSeq lists its product as uncharacterized. The transcript has 13 exons. The record is from RefSeq and is a predicted model, not a curated record. Bases 1 to 1542 code for a protein of 513 amino acids. Lineage: Eukaryota; Fungi; Basidiomycota; Agaricomycetes; Agaricales; Physalacriaceae.
AUGAGUGAAAACACUUCCAGUUCUCAAGCAGAGACUUGCCAUCCUCUUGUCUUGCUGUGUUGGCGUGCUUCUGCUCUUCACAGCCAUCACCUCGAAGUCUCUUUGUGUUCAACCCACAAAGAGACUGAUUAUGGAACUGAGCAAAAUGUCGCUCCUGCAGUCCUGCCUGCCUUUACCAUCUUUAUAAAGUGUCCAUCUGGGAACUUUGCACUCGUCGUCAAUGGAAGUUCAUCCAUCCAAGAUAUCUUAGAAAUUCUAAGACAGAAAGUCUCCGGCAGACAGGAUGCUUGCGGUAUCUUUUCAAGUCCAUUCCAUUUGUACAUGCCUGGCAGAUGGCUUCCUUUAUCCGCCAUGGAGAUGCUGGAUGCUCUGAACGUGAGCGACCUUUCGACUUUACAUUUCCGAUCACUGCUUCUAGGGGGUGCCAGCCCAGUUGAUCCGGUCGAUCUUACCUUCGCACUAGAUGAUAGUUCCGAUCAUUGCGAAUACCAGCGUUGCAAAAAUCACAAAGCGAACGGUGAUCCAUACAAGUUUCAGCCAGGGGAGGAAAAGUUUCAAAUGAAGGCAUGUUUGCGCAAGGAUGGGCCUGCUACAAAGCUGCAUCACAGCUGCAAGACAUCUAUCGAAGAAAGAUGGAGUGGUGUCAUCCUUGUCAAGAAGGCCAAAGCGAAAGGAGCUGCACCGGAAUCGAGGUUGCCAGUCGCGAUAUCAUCGUUGCUGAAUAAAAAUGCCCUUAAAACCGGUUAUUCGCCUGCUCAUUAUCUCUACAAUUCCGAGAAGGACAAGUUUCGCAAGACUCAUGGUAGAAGGUCAAGGCGUACUUGUGCAAAGGUCUUUGUUCAGGUCAAAAGGGAAAACGGGACAAAGAAAGGCAUCUCCUUCCAUCCUGCUUGUUUAGUACAAGCCCAUCACAAAGUGAAGGGCUUCAAGUUCACUACUGACGAUUUCUUCGUUGUGGACUCUGGGUGGAUACCCGUUCUGGAAGGAGAUUUAAUGCAACCAACAGAGUUGUUUUAUAAAGGUAUAACCAAAGGGCUCUCAAGAAGGGCACACCAGUUCGGAGGCUUGAAAUAUUCUCAGGGAGCCCCUGAGAACUGGUAUAUGUCAUCCCCUGUCAAGAAUGGAAAAGGGAAGAAGCGCAAAGAACCAGAACUUGAUUCAGAUGCGAAUAGCGAAUGGUCAUGUUCCUCAAAAUGGGCGUUUGAUGCGAUUCCGGACAUUAUCACCACCGGUGGAACUUACCUUGAGAGCAGCUUCAAUCCUGUUACGGGGACCACAUUUAUGUUGACUGGGUGGAGAGCGAAGAAAGAACAACGACUUGGAUCUGGCUCUUUCAAAAUGGCUCACUUUGGGCUGCUAAAUGUUGGAAUGAACCUAGAGGGUGUUGAUGUUCCAGCAGCAAUGCAGGGAAAAGUCUGUAUCAAGUGGCUGUAUUUUGGCCUCACGACUAGGCAAGGGGUGCAGUGGAUGACUGAUGAUGUCGAAUGUAUGGCCAUCUUACAGGAAGCAAAAUACUUUGGUCUGGGCAAAUGCCAUUCAUGA